AAUAUACUGCAGCGGCAAACUGGGCUUGCCAGGCGUGACUGACAAUUCAUAUCAUGCAUAACUCGGUGAAGUUGCACACCCAAACAGGUGCUCUCCUUUUAAAGCAUAAAAAGUAGAAUUUUCCAAACACUUAUAGUUUUUUAUACUCUUUGUGUUGUUUUAUAGAUUUUAUUGAUACGAUUAACGUGAUAUCAGAAAGAAAACAAGGUGGUACUAUCUCUUUAUUGCAGAUGUAAUUUGCCUGUAACUGGCAGCGUGUACAGAAAGCACAGGGCAGAAUAUGGGUCUCUGGAUUUUCAACAUUGUGACUUUCUUCUGGAUUGCAACGAGGCUGUCUACAAGUUUGGAAUUUCCUGUAGAUCCAACAAGUGGCCCAACCAUCGCCCCUACCGAGUUCCUGGACAAGCUGCUGGGCCCAACAUCUGGUUAUGAUCACAGGAUCCGGCCCAACUUUGGAGGACCUACAGUAAACGUCAAUUGCAGCGUUUACAUCAAGAGCUUUGGAUCGAUUGAAGAAACCACCAUGGACUACCAGGUGACAAUCUUCCUGCGGCAGAAGUGGAUCGACCCUCGGCUGACUUACAGCCACUACCCUGAGCCCUACUUGGACCUCGACCAGUCCAACAUUCAGUACAUCUGGAGGCCUGAUCUCUUCUUUGACAAUGAGAAGAGUGCCUAUUUUCACGAGGUCACAACUGACAACAAGAUGUUGAGGAUAUUCAAAAAUGGCUUGGUGCUUUUUACUGUGAGGCUGACAUUGACACUUUCCUGUCCCAUGGAUCUGCGCAACUUCCCCAUGGACACACAGAUGUGCUACAUGUUCCUGGAGAGCUUUGGUUACACCAUGGCGGACCUGAGUUUCCACUGGGAUGAAGAGGAGCCCGUUAUCAUCUCCAAGGAACUUGUCCUACCACAGUUUGUGCUGAGUAGCAAGAUCGACACCGACUCCUGCGACAAGCUGUACAGCAGUGGUCACUUUUCAUGCAUUUCAGCAAGAUUCGUUUUGCAUCGUGAGAUGGGAUUCUACCUGAUCCAGCUCUAUGUGCCCAGUGCGCUCAUCGUCAUAAUUUCCUGGGUCUCCUUCUGGAUAAACAUGGAGGCAGCCCCAGCCCGUGUGGCGCUGGGGAUCACCACGGUCCUCACCAUGACCACACAGAGCACGGGGGCAAGAGCGUCACUGCCUAAGGUCUCCUACAUCAAAGCGGUGGAUAUUUGGAUGGCAACGUGCUUGCUGUUCGUCUUCGCCUCGCUGCUGGAGUACGCCGCAGUGAACGUGACAUCCAGGCAGAGCCAGGGGUUCAUGAAGAAGAACAUAAAGAGGAGCAUGCCCAUUGACCCGGAAAUAGAGGCCAGUACGCGUAAAAAGUUCAUUGCCCGUGCUCAGCAAAUAGAUACAUUUUCUCGUCUCUUCUUCCCACUCUCCUUCUUGGUCUUCAAUAUCCUUUACUGGGUCACCUUCAAGGUGAUGCUGAAGAAAUGACUCCAAGAGCCGCCACGAUCCACGUUCCCAUUGUCGCAGCAGAAGCGGCGGCGAAGGCAUCAGCCAAACAAUCUUUGGAAGAACGUAAUCAACCAGGGAGGCUUGCGGGGCAAGGAGGCUUGUGGCCAGGCAACGACAGCAGAAGAGAGGGCACACGCACACUUUGACACUACUCAAAUAACCAUGCACAGGACACGUCCCCUAAUUAAUUUUAAUGAUCAGACAGCUGUAGCCAUAAAAAAACGAGUGUACUCUCUAUCAGACAGAGUGAUGUGUUGGGCAGGCACUGGGUGGGAGUAGUGUAUAUGCAGUCGUAAUUUUUCAUGGGUAAAUACCAUAAAUCGUAUUCAAGAAAGCGGGCAUACGGAACAUAAAUAAUAAACUGGUUAAAAGUGCCUACAUACCCUGGACUACGACCCUACGUACAGAGCUUGUGGAAUGACGUUUAAAUGUACGCAAUAUACUGUAACUUUUUAUUUCUUCAAAAUAAACAACUGUUAAAUAAAA
Petromyzon marinus (sea lamprey) is the source of this 1987-nucleotide messenger RNA. The record is from RefSeq and is a predicted model, not a curated record. Lineage: Eukaryota; Metazoa; Chordata; Hyperoartia; Petromyzontiformes; Petromyzontidae.